AUGGGUUUCACAAUUGCACAAGGACUCAUGCUAGUGUUGUUAAUUGCUUCCACAAUAGCAGUUAGCUUAGCCUUGCCAUAUGGGAAUUGCAAUGAUACACAUACUUCCAACAAGAUCAUGGUGGGUGACCACCACAACUGGAUAUAUGGCUUUAACUACACCAAAUGGGCAUUCAAACAUGGCCCUUUCUACCUAUAUGACACUCUAGUUUUCAACUAUGAUCCAUCAACUCCAAACACAUUUCCUCACAAUGUUUACUUGCUACCAAACUACGAGAGCUUCAUUAAAUGUGACUUUACAAAUGCCUAG
Messenger RNA from Quercus lobata, 309 nucleotides. RefSeq lists its product as uncharacterized. The coding region runs from base 1 to 309 and encodes 102 amino acids. Gene Ontology annotation, molecular function: electron transfer activity. NCBI's taxonomy places the organism in Eukaryota, Viridiplantae, Streptophyta, Magnoliopsida, Fagales, Fagaceae. The transcript is spliced from 2 exons. The record is from RefSeq and is a predicted model, not a curated record.